UAUUUCCUCUGCUGAUCUCCGCUGUCGGGCCAAGUGCGGUUGAUCACAGAGUCGGCUUUGUGGUGAGCGAGGGGCUGCUGUCCCAGGCUGGGAGGAGUGGUCGGCCAUGGUGAGCGAGGGGCUGCUGUCCCCAGACUGGGAGGACCAGUCGGCUGAGCCGGAGUCAGAAACCCAGUGAGGAGACUGUGAGAGUUCAUUGCAUGAAGUUAUGAAGAUGAAGCCUGUGUUGUAUUUUGAGACCAUUGGAUGUUGAGAGACCCAAGCUAUAAGACAUCUGCCAUGGACCCCUGCAUACAGAAUACAGUAACCUAUGAUGAUGUGCAUAUAGAUUUCACUUGGGAAGAGUGGACUUUGCUAGAUCCCUCCCAGAGGAAUCUCUACAAAGAUGUGAUGGUGGAGACUUACACUAACCUCACUGCUGUAGGCUACAGUUGGGAAGACCAUAAUAUGGAAGAACAUUGUCAAAGUUCUCAAAGACAGAAAAGGUACAAAAGAAGUAAUACUGGAGAGAAGCCCUGUGAAUAUACUCAAUGUGUUAAGUCCGUUGCAUAUCACAGUAGUCUCCAAAUACACAAAGGAACACAUACUGAAGAAAAACCUUAUGAAUGUAAUCAGUGUGGUAAAGCCUUUGCACAUCAUAGUCAUCUUCAGAUACAUAAAAGAACACAUACUAGAGAGAAACCUUAUGAAUGUAAUCAAUGUGGUAAUGCCUUUGCAUUUCAUAGUCUUCUUCAAAUACAUAGGAGAAAACAUGCUGGAGAGACACCCCACAAAUGUAAUCAAUGGAUUAAAGCCUUUUCACAACACAGUUAUUUCCAAAUACAUAAAAGAACACAUACUGUAGAAAAACCCUAUGAAUGUAAUCCGUGUGGUAAAGCCUUUGCAUAUCAGAAUAUUUUUCAAGAGCAUGAAAUAUUUCAUAUUGAAGCAAAACUCUAUGAAGGUAUUCAGUAUGGUGAAUCUUUUGCACAUCAUAGUCAUCUCAAAAUAUGUAAAGAAACACAUACUGGAAAGAAACCCUAUGAAUGUAACCAAUUUAGUAAAGUCUUUGCACAUUGUAGUCAUCUUCAAACACAUAGUGGAGAGAAACCUUAUGAAUGUAAUCAAUGUGGUAAAACCUUUGCAAGAGACAGUCAUCUUCAAAUACAUAAAAGAACACAUACUAGAGAGAAACCUUAUGAAUGUGAUCAAUGUGGUAAAACCUUUGUACAUCACACUUAUCUUCAAAUACAUAAAAGAACACAUACUGGAGAGAAACCUUAUGAAUGUAAUCAAUGUGGUAAAACCUUUGCAUAUCAAAAUAUUCUUCGAAGGCAUGAAAGAAUUCAUACUGAAGUGAGACCACAUGAAGGUAUUCAAUAUUGUGAAGCUUUUGCUCAUCACAGUCAUCUCAGAAUACAUAAAAAAACAUAUACUAGAAAGAAACCCUAUGAAUGUAAUCAAUGUGGUAAAGCCUUUGCACGUCGUGUUCAUCUUCAAACACAUGAAAGAUCACAUAGUGGAGAGAAACCUUAUGAAUGUGAUCAAUGUGGUAAAACCUUUGCAAAUGACUAUCAUCUUCGAAUACAUAAAAGAAUACAUACUGGAGAAAAACCUUAUGAAUGUGAUCAGUGUAGUAAAACCUUUGCACGUCAUAGUCAUCUUCAAAUACAUAAAAGAACACAUACUGGAGAGAAACCCUACAAAUGUAAUCAGUGUGAUAAAUCCUAUUCACAACACAGUUAUCUCCAAAUACAUGAAAGAACACAUACUGGAGAGAAACCUUAUGAAUGUAUUCAAUGUGGUAAAGCCUUUGUAAGUCAGCGUAGACUCCAAAUACAUAAAAGAAUGCAUACUGGUGAGAAACCCUAUGAAUGUAAGCAGUGUGAUAAAGCCUUUUCCUGUCACAGUAAUUUUCAAAGGCAUAAAAAAAUACAUACUAGAGAAAAAUCCUAUCAAUGUAAUCAAUGUGGUAAAGCUUUUGUACAUUGCAGUAGUCUCCAAAUACAUAAAAGAACACAUAGUGGUGAGAAACCCUAUGAAUGCAAUCAAUGUGGUAAGGCCUUUGCAUGUCAUAGUCAUCUUCGAAUACAUAAAAGAACACAUACUGGAGAGAAACCUUAUGAAUGUAAAUAUUGUGGGAAAGCUUUUGUAAGUCACAGUAAUCUUCAAAGACAUGAAAGAGUUCAUACUGGAGAAAACAAUAUUUCUAUUGUUUUCAGCAUCAUGAAAUAAUUCUUAUUGGAGAGAAACCCUGUGAACACUAACAAUGUGGUAAAGCCUUUGCAUAUCAUAGUUAUCUCUGAAGGCAGAAAAUGAGACAUACUAGAGAAAUCUUAUGAAUGUACUCAUUGUGGUAAAGCCUUUGAAUGUCAUAGUCAUCGUCAAAUACCUAAGAGAAUAAAUACCAGACAGAAAGCCUACAAAUGUAAUCAAUAUGCUUUUCACAAUAUUGUUAUUUCCAAAUACAUAAAAUAACACAUACCGGGGAGGAACUCUAUGAAUAGAAGCAGUGUAGUAAAGCCUUUGCAUGUGACAGUAGUCUCCGAAUACAUAAAAGAAAACAUUACUGGGAAGAAACCCUUUGAAUGUAAGGUAAGCAGUACAACCUUUGUAUGUGUAAGUAGUCCUUGAAGUCAUGAGAAAAAAAAUCAUAUGCAGAGAAACCCUAUUAAUAGUCAGUGUGUUUAAAUUUUGCACUUCAUGGUAGUCUUUCUGUUACAUGAAGCAAUUCCUGGUUAAAAACAAAAAAACUAUAAGCCUUUAGAUGCCUAACACCUGUUACAGAAAUGAAUGCAGGAAUGAAGAAAAACAUUGUUUUAAUUUUAAUUAUGUGAUGUCUGUGUAUCUUAUGUGGGGAUGUGCAUGUAAAUGCUGGUUCCCAAGAAGUUUAGACCCUUGGACAUUCUUGUAGCAGGAAUUACAGGAAGUCAUCAAAAACCUGACCUUGGUCCCUGGAAUGAACUUUGUCAUUGCUUGGCCAUAUCUCUAUUCCUGUAAAUAUUUUAAAGCUUCAUAUAUCAUCUUGAUGGUAGGAAAUAUGAAAGAACUUGUAUAAGAGAAAUCCUAUUCAUGUAAAUAAUUUGGUAAAGACUUUAGGCAUCACAGUUGUCUGUAGUUUAUAGAAAAAAAAUUGUUUCAUCUCUUUUUCAUCAUAGACAUGAAGCAAGUAAGUUAUUUACCAUGUUUACCCAAGACCGUGGAGAUCCCUACAUUGUAGUUUCUAUUUUGAAACAUUUGAAAACAUUGAUAUUAAAGUUUGCUUUAUGAGUGACAAAUCUAUUUAAUAAAGUUUAUAUUUCUUCUGUG
Messenger RNA from Peromyscus leucopus (white-footed mouse), 3288 nucleotides. Its product is annotated as zinc finger protein 431-like. The record is from RefSeq and is a predicted model, not a curated record. The transcript is spliced from 5 exons. NCBI's taxonomy places the organism in Eukaryota, Metazoa, Chordata, Mammalia, Rodentia, Cricetidae. Gene Ontology annotation, biological process: regulation of immune system process; regulation of cytokine production; negative regulation of transcription by RNA polymerase II. The coding region runs from base 247 to 2214 and encodes 655 amino acids.